AUGACUGAAAUGAUGGAUAAAAUCAAUAUAGUUCUUGCUGAUGUGACUGGUAUUAAAUGUAAUCAAACUGAAGUCAUGGACUCAUUAAAAUUCUACGGGGAUAAAAUUGAUGAUUUUACCAGGCAAAUGGAAACUGUUGAGGUCAUGAUGAAAGAUUUGAAUACUGCCAAACAAGAAAUCUUAUUUCUGAAAAAUGAGUGCUCCGAACUCAGAUCCGAAGUCCAGUUUCUUCAACAACAAUCUAGAGCCAAAAAUGUGGAAAUAAGUGGAAUACCUGAAAGAAAGGGAGAAAUUAUUUCCCAGGUCAUUAAGAAUGUCGGCGUUCACCUGGGCAUAAACAUCGUCGACUCCGAGCUCGAUGAAGUUCACAGGGUCAUGAGACAUCCUAGUGCGACCAACAUAAAUUUACCGAAGAAUAUAGUUAUCAAAUUUUCAACAAUUACAAAACGCAACCAAUUCAUUCAAGCAUAUCGCCAUCAGAAGAAACCCGGAAAAAUGUAUACAAUCGACUUUGGUAUUGAGGGUCCUAAACAAGCUGUUUUUGUAAAAGAACACCUCUCACCAUACUAUAAAAUCCUCUAUAAAGAAACCCGAGAAUUUUGUUCUGCUAAUCAGUACAAAUACUGUUGGAUUAAGGAUUCGAAAAUCUUCAUAAAAAAAGAUCAUGGAAGAGCAAUACAAGUAAAGGAUGAAACUACUCUACAACGAUUAAACUAA
Molecule: messenger RNA, 717 nt
Organism: Phaedon cochleariae (mustard beetle)
Lineage: Eukaryota; Metazoa; Arthropoda; Insecta; Coleoptera; Chrysomelidae
Source: the annotation of a GenBank genome assembly